This is a messenger RNA of Penicillium diatomitis, 1914 nucleotides long. RefSeq names its product transcription factor TFIIIC subunit TFC1. The coding region runs from base 1 to 1914 and encodes 637 amino acids. Gene Ontology annotation, biological process: transcription initiation at RNA polymerase III promoter. Gene Ontology annotation, cellular component: transcription factor TFIIIC complex. The transcript is spliced from 5 exons. NCBI's taxonomy places the organism in Eukaryota, Fungi, Ascomycota, Eurotiomycetes, Eurotiales, Aspergillaceae. The record is from RefSeq and is a predicted model, not a curated record.
AUGGACAGCUCGCGUGAGUCAAGAACCGCGUCUUUUUACAAAGUACCGCCCCUGCAACUGGUCAGUGUCGAGCAUCCAGCUGUAAUUCAAAACCUGGAUAAGGCCAUCGCCACCCUCCAGGGUAAUGCCGGCAUUGAAAAGAUUUUACGAACUGCCAAGUCAGAUACUUCAGUGGACUUGUCGCUAAGACCAGAUGAUGCCUUGUCGCGACCUAUCCCGUCGACAAGCUGUCCAUCAAAUAAUGUCCUUCUCAAGAUUACAGUUCCUAGGAGGACGGGACGCAAGCGCAGAAAGGGCACAGAUGGUCCCUUUGUUGACUCGGCGCCUACGGCAUUGCCAGGUGAACCCAUGCGGCGGCGCAAUGCGAGGAAUACCAUGCGCAGCUUGGAGGAUAAUCCUUCGAGAUAUGGCGUUGAAGUGAUAGGCAGGAUUGAUCGGACGCAUGUCUUUCGCGCGAUGCCCGAUUUUGUCUAUUCGAACACGACAAGCACAUUCACCAAUAAAUUUCGGGACUAUGUCCUCCCGUAUGACUUGGAGAAGCUCAAGCAGUUCGACCUUGACAUGGGCAAAGGCGCUACGAUCAAUACGGAUCUCAUUCCGCCACCUUCCUUUAGCCACGGAGAUGUGCCUUUCCAAUACGUUUACCGCCAGAAUCCUAUGGUCAAGAAAGCCAUCGGGCAGUCUGGAGAAAUGACAACCGUCAAUACUCAACAGGCUGCGCGUGUGCGCACCCAUCUCGUUGCAUAUGACGUCGCGGAGAUACCGACGCAGCCUCAAGAGGGACUCCCUCCAUUGGAAGGCCUCGAAGAUGGUCUCCGCGAGAUGAUUGAACUGCUGGAGAAGCUCUUCGAACAGCGUCCGGCAUGGACCCGGCGCGCAAUCCGCAACCAUCUCACCACAGACGAACAGCGCAAUUACCUCCGCCACGCCGUGCCUUACGUAGGCUAUAUCUUCCGCUCUGGACCCUGGCGGGACGCGAUCGUCAAGCUAGGCCAUGACCCACGCUCAUCCCCCGCCUAUCGACAUUAUCAAACAUUCAUGUUUCGCAUUCUCCCGCGAGAGCCAGAACUUGCUCGUGACGGCGGCGUGAGUCGCCGUCUCAAUCCUGUCCGCCUCAUCGACCACGACUAUCACCAAACGGGCGGCAUGGUAAACACACACAUAUUCACGGGCCAAUUGCCCCUGCCCCGUGAUGGACGCAUUUGGAUGGCCUGUGACAUUGCCGACCCCGUGCUGAAAAAUAUCCUAUACCCUCCCAAUCCACCAGAGGACUUUCUUCGACCGAGCUGUGAGAUCGUCACGGAUGGAUGGUUCGGCAACGGAACCUUGGCCAAAGUUAAGACCAUCAUGCGAUUCAAAAUCCAAUCGCUUAUUGACGAUCGUCAGCCUAACGAUGCUGACUUUUGGCGUAUUUUGGCCUUUCCUGAUCACGCACAGUCUGAAGAAGAUCUGUCUGUGUUCACUGUUCCGAUGGAGGGAACCACCAGUCGUGAGGUGCAAAUGGCCACUGAAGUACGAGCGUCGAUCAAGGGAGCACCACUGUGGCGUAAGAUGCAUGAUCGGGGCCAUGGCGAUCUCGAUGGGGAGAAAAUGAGUCGUAUUCGGAGGCCACGAGGAAAGACAAGAAAAGGGAAAGAAGCAGAGGCUUCUACGGAGAUACCAGAGCAAGUCUUAGAAGAGGAAGAGGAAGAAGAGGGUGCCGAAGAGACUGAUCCGGCUGUACUUGAUGAAGAGAGUCGUGCAGUUGGGACUGCGGAUGCAGACGAAGACGAAAGCGAGGGUGAAGAAGAGGAGAUGGAGAGGGUGGCUCUGUGGGAGCAACAAGCUGCGGCGGCAGUGCAGGCACGGGAGGCGGCGUUGGCAGAGGAGGAUGAGAAUGAAGAGAGUGUGGAUGAAUCAGAUGCAGAUGAUUAG